AUGGAUAUCCAACGCCAAUUUCCUGGUGUGCACUGGGUCUGGAGAGGAGGCAUCUCAUUCGUCUAUGAGGUACAUCCUCGCAUCGUUGUCAAGGUCCCCAAGUCUGGAGAGUUUGAGAGAGAGCAAUUUCAAAAAGAAGUCAAGAUCUAUGAGAUCUUCUCGCGACAUCCGCCCUGCCCGUCCGUGGUGCAGUGUUUCUACUACACAGGCACUGGCAUCUUCCUUGAAUAUAUGAGAGAUACCUCACUUUCCUCCAGGAUACAGAACAACCAUGUUCGGGACCAGCAGACUAGGGUAGUUACUAAAGUGGAAAAAUUGGAGCCUCUACCCUUGCGGAAGGAAUGGAUGAAUGACCUUGCUCAAGCCGUUGCUUUCCUCGAAUCGCUCAACCUCGCUCAUGGUGAUUUACGACCUGAAAAUAUCCUGCUUGAUCGUGAUCGACUGAAACUGUCCGAUUUUGAUUGUACCGCAGAAAUCGGGACAAUUUUUGAAGCUUGCAUAGCCCCAUAUGGAAGAAUACUCAGCAGCAAUGAAACCGACCAAGGACAAUGUGGAACUUCCGGCUUCUUAGGCCCUCGAACAGAGCAGUUCGCCCUCGGUUCCCUGUAUUACCUGAUAAAUUACGGCUUUGAGGUUUACGGAGAUCAAUGCCUCACCGAGGAUCCUAACGAGCAUGGACCUAAGGUCGUGGACUUACUGCAGAACAUGGAAUUCCCGAAGCUCAAUGUUGAUCCGCUUAUUGAUGAUAUCAUCAGCAAGUGUUGGCACAACAAGUAUUCCACGGUUGCGGAAUUGGCGGCGCACACACAGACGCUCCUUACUGAAGGGGCCAAGCAGGAAGAAAUUAACGCCCGAACGAUCUCCACCACCACCACCACCCAAAGGUGCAUGGAUAUAGGUCGCAUGGUUUGUGGGUUAUGGGGCAGCCUCGGUAACUGGAGGGCGUCAUUGCGACAGAGCCCCAGUGACGCCAAAAUUGAGGUCGCUAAUGGCAAAGAAUCAAUGAGGGAUAGCUGCGACGACAUGGAUGAAGACCAGAAAAAAGCUUUCUGUCAGGACUUAGAGAAACAUGGACUUCUGGACUUCCUUUCUUCGGCUGAACCUGAUCAGCUUGGCUUCACUUUCAAGUGGUAUAGACACACCUCUUGA
Molecule: messenger RNA, 1149 nt
Organism: Aspergillus udagawae
Lineage: Eukaryota; Fungi; Ascomycota; Eurotiomycetes; Eurotiales; Aspergillaceae
Product: putative Rho-associated protein kinase
Exons: 2
Coding region: 1-1149 (382 amino acids)
Biological process (GO): peptidyl-serine phosphorylation; peptidyl-threonine phosphorylation
Molecular function (GO): protein serine/threonine kinase activity; ATP binding
Source: RefSeq, a predicted model, not a curated record